AUGAUCCACAUAUCCAAUUUCGUGGAAAUAAUAUGCAGAAUUUUGGGCAUUAUACAAUAUGGGUCGCUAGCAGACAAAGUAAAUAGAUUGAAAUCGGUUGCAGCUAUUUGUAUACCGUUACCAGUUUUAAUUUUUUAUCUGUACACCAUCGUUAUUUGCCUUCAAAGCAACGAGAGACUGGAAUAUUCCCACGUACUGGUGCUAUUCUCAAAUUGGGCCAACUUUAUUGUCAAAUACGUUUGGUAUUUGAUAAAAAGAAAUGGUAUAAAGAAAUUUCUUUUGGACAUGAAUGAGUUUGAUAUAAAUUCACACAAAAUAUUGGGAAAUGUUGACGGGUACAAAAACGUUAUAUAUCUAUUUUUGGCAUUCUACUUGUACUCCCUGACAACUGAAAUAAUAUUUUCAGAGGUAUUAAUCAACUCAUGGAACUUCGCAAUACCAUAUGCCUCCAACAUUUUUGAGUUUUUGCUGCACUAUGCCAUACUGUGCGACGUCCAACCCAAGUUCAAAAUCAUAAACCAGAAAUUCAAAAAAUUUAAAUUGGAAAUCGAAAUGAAAACAGCCAGUCCAACAACCGCAAAACUUGACCAAAUUAAUAAUAUGGAACAUAUUUCAAUAACGCACUGUGAACUGUCCAAACUUGUUAUGGACGCAAAUGAAUUGUUAACUCUUCCGUUUCUGUUAAUAUUUUCGUCGUAUUUGGCGAUGUUGAUUGACACCACUUAUAUGUUGGUGAAAUUCUUUUCAAGAAAACAGAUCGUUGUGGGAUUUUUUUUGAAAUCUACCAACUGGAUGAUUUUUGCCACUGUUAAUUUAAUAUUGGAGAUACAUAUUUGGAAUAGGAUUGCUGUUGAGGCAAAUAAGACUUCAAUAUACAUUCAUACAAUAUGGAAUACAUAUGCUAAAAGGAAAAUGGUAGACAUUAAUGUGAACCAUUUAAAAUUGAUUUCUACUAGAUUAUUGAAUACUAAGUUAAAUCUAACGGCUUUGGGCUUCUUCAAAAUUGACUGGGCACUACUUCAUACGAUUGCUGCAACACUUACUACUUACUUAAUAAUCUUAAUACAAUUAGGUCUUUAGUGUGGUUUUCUAAAACCAAUACUGUAAAAUAAAAUUACAUGGGAAUUGAACUCUUUUAAGCCACCAGUAAGG
Molecule: messenger RNA, 1152 nt
Organism: Aethina tumida (small hive beetle)
Lineage: Eukaryota; Metazoa; Arthropoda; Insecta; Coleoptera; Nitidulidae
Product: putative gustatory receptor 28b
Exons: 3
Coding region: 1-1080 (359 amino acids)
Biological process (GO): sensory perception of taste
Cellular component (GO): dendrite; neuronal cell body; axon
Source: RefSeq, a predicted model, not a curated record